This is a messenger RNA of Phytophthora sojae, 4104 nucleotides long. RefSeq lists its product as hypothetical. Gene Ontology annotation, biological process: protein O-linked glycosylation. Lineage: Eukaryota; Oomycota; Peronosporomycetes; Peronosporales; Peronosporaceae. Gene Ontology annotation, molecular function: glycosyltransferase activity; protein binding. The transcript is spliced from 2 exons. The record is from RefSeq and is a predicted model, not a curated record. The coding region runs from base 1 to 4104 and encodes 1367 amino acids.
AUGCCUCCUCUGAGGGCAUAUCUCGCCCUCUUCCUCUUGUUAUGCAGCUCUUACCACCCAACCGAAGCCGGCACAGUGCUGCAGGUGACUCCUGAGAACGAGGCCGCGCUCACGUUGGCCGCGCAGCUCUACCACGAGGCGCAGGACGCGUCCGAGCUCCAGGACAAGGAGAGGCUCUUCCGAGAGAGCAUCGACGCGUAUCCAGAGCUCGCGCCGGCGUACAACAACUUGGCCAUGCUGGUGCUUGAGCGCCAGGGCAGAGACGAGACGAUGCAGCUCCUGCAACGAGGACUGCAAGCUGCCGAGGCCACGAACGACCUCGAGACCGUGGCCAACAUCCGCAAUAACCUCGGGUUCGUGACCCGUGAGGGCGGCAAAUGGAGCGUCGCGCACUCGUUAGAAGCUCUUCGCCACUUUGAGGCUGCUCUGGGGAUCAACCCGGACUUUGUGGGGGCGCUGUACAACAAAGCGUCGGUGUAUUUGGCUCUGCGUCGGGAUAUGGAGUCCAAGGAGCUGCUGCUGAGGGUUCUGGAGCUUGAACACGACAACCGGCAGGCGCAUCUGGAUCUCGGAAGGAUUUACUUUGAGCAUGGGGACCUGGAGAAGGCGCUGCAGCAUGAGGAGCGAGUGAUUGAGCUGUCGACCACCACCAAGCAGAAGCUCGAGGGGAUGCACAACAAGGGCGUCUUCUUGAAGGAGUGCGGCUUCCUCGCUCGGGCGUUGACAGUGUACGACGAAAUGCUGGCGAUCACAUCGGUGGAGUCUUAUGUAUUGGUGGAUAUGAUGAACGCUAAGCGGUUGUUCUGUGACUGGAAGGGCAUGGAGAAGUUAGAGAACCAGGUCGUGACUGCCGCCCGGAAACAAUUCGACUUGGAAAUGCCGGAAGAACCGGUAGAGUUGCUGCCGUACGACUCGACGCUGCUUAAACUGUCCGAUAAUUUCCGCAAGAGGUUGGCCACCAGAGCGUCAGAGAAGUACGAGCAGCCCAGUACACUUGAGCUGUUGCCGUCGCCAUGGAUGGAGAACGAACCGACUUGGGAUCGCCCUUUGAUGCCGGAACGCUUGAAGAUUGGCUACCUCAGCUUCGAUUUCCGCGAUCACCCCAUGGGGCACCUCACUCUGGGGUUCAUUGAGCAGCACGCGGCGCUGGCUCAGGGUGUCGACACCAUUUGUUACUCGUACGGCCCCAAUUCAGAGGCCUCCGCGCCUUGGCGACGUCAGUUUGAAGAGAAGUGCGGCGUCUUCAGGGAUCUCCUCGGAAUGUCGGACCUUGAGGCCGCUCAGACCAUAGGACGGGACGGGAUCGACGUGCUGGUAGACCUCAUGGCGCACACAAAGGGGGCGAGACUGGGGAUCCCAUCGCUCCGUCCGAGCAGGAUCGCCGUCAACUAUUUGGGAUUCCCCGGGACUAUGGGCUCGACCUUCACUGACUUCGUUAUGGUCGACAAGAUGGUGGUUCCUCCCGAAGUCGCUGCGAAGACCAUGACGGAACAAGUCGUUUACCUGCCGCACACGUACCAAGCUAACCGGUAUGAGGUUUCCAUCGCGUCGUGUGGCGCUGAUACCGAAUGUCAGCGAGCGAACCGGUCCCAGCACGGCUUACCCUCUGACGCUGUGGUCUUCUGCAACUUUAACACCAUCAACAAGAUGGAGAGCGAGUCGUUCUCGGUCUGGAUGAGUAUCCUCAAGCAGGUGCCCAAGAGCGUUCUGUGGCUGCUGGCUCCAUCCGGUGUAGACGCUUCUCGGGUCAAAGAGCUGCUUCAUGAUCAAGCCAUGGCGCAUGGGGUCCUCCCGUCCCGAGUCAUCUUCGCUCCAAGAGUAGACAAGUUCUCGCAUCUCGCUCGAGUCACAGUGGCCGACCUCUUCUUGGACUCGUUCAUCUACAACGCGCACUCCACAGCUGCAGACGCGCUUUGGGCGAACGUCCCCAUCGUCACCAUCUGGGGGGACACGUUCCCGUCGCGCGUGGCUGCUUCACUCAUCCAGAACGCAAUCCCAUUCCCGGAGCUCAUUUCGCACAGCGUGAAAGACUACGAGCGUACUGCGGUUUACCUGGCCAAGACCCCGAAAGUUUUGCGCCAUAUCCGCAGCUUACUUGCAUCCCACACGUUGACAUCGCCGCUGUUUAACACCAAGCAGACGACGGAAGGCAUUGAAGCUGCAUAUGAAGCCAUGCACGACGUUGCCAACCGUUUGCAUCCCUUAGGACGGGGCCCCAGAUUCCAGUUGGUCGUCCAUCCAGAGCACACUGCGGAGGCGUUCGGCAACGCAGAAAGCUUCCACGCUCGGGCCGACGAGGCAUUGAAGCAGGGAAUUUCACUCCAGGAGUCGGGGGAUUAUGCAGGCGCUCGACACGCGUACACACGCGUACUUGGAGCGAGUCCAGGAAACCCGGACGCAGUCCACUUGUUGGGCACAGUCUUCUACCAGACUGGGGAGCUUGAGCGCGCGGUGGAAUACAUCACGCGAGCGGUGGCUGCGAACCCGCACGUGUCGUGGUAUCACUCCAACUUGGGCGUGGCCUACGCAGCAAUGGAGAAGCUUGGUCUGGCUCUGACGGAGUUUCAACUGGCGCUGCAACUUGAUCCCACCAACCGCGUGGCGAUCUCGAAGCUCGGCGGGCUGUACACAACACAGGGAGCGCUUGAUGAGGUCGUCGAUCUCUACGCCGCGUACGGCGACGCUGCGUAUUUUGCCGCUCGGCAUUCAAGUGCAAGCCAAGAGGAGAUCGAGAAGGCCUACCUGGACUACUCCGACGCGCUUGUCAAGACGGAACGAUCCUUGGACGCUAUUCAGCUUCUGGAAUCAGCAGUCCAGCAACACCCAACGCUCUUCCAGCUCAGCUACAACUUGGGAGUCCUGUACAACGAGGCAGGGAGAUACGACGAAGGCAACCAGCGUCAGUUCGCAACGGUGCUGGCUCAAGGUCGCUAUCUGUACGAGACGAAGGGGAAGCAGGUCAAGAAGAUCCCCCGUCCGGAGCACAAGGUGGUCAUCGCCUUCUACUGCCACGAGUACGGGCAGGAGUGGUGGGAGCACUGGGGGCCGUCGUCGCUGGAGACAGGUCUGGGCGGGUCGGAAGAAGCGGUGGUCUUCCUCGCUCGCGAGCUGCAGAAGCUCGGGUACUGGGUCGAGGUCUACGGCGAUCCCUCCCCGCAAGAUAUCUCCACUCUCGACCAGGCAGACGAAGACAUCGUCCGAUGGUAUCCACACUACGCGUACGACGUGGACGAUAGAGGAGUCGACAUGUUUGUGGCUUGGAGGUACCACAUCUCGCUGGCCAUGGGCCAAGCCGCUUGGAAGAAGUUCCUGUGGAUGCACGACCUCCCCCAAGAGGACGCGAAGCGGUCGUCCGAGCUGCUGAACUCCGUCGACGGGAUCUUCUGCCUCAGCGACUUCCACGCCUCCAUGUUCCCCGACAGCUUCCAGUCCAAGAUCACCGUCAGCACCAACGCCGUCGAUCCCUCGUUCUUCGUCCAUGGGCCCAACCACGCCGAUCGAUUCGUCUACGGCAGUUCACCGUCGCGCGGACUGUACGCGGUGCUCCAGGCCUGGCCGCGUAUCCGAGAGCUGAUCCCCACAGCUGAACUCGCGGUCUUCUACGGCUUCAGACCGGCGUUCAUGAAGUGGGGGCAGUCGCAGAUGCCCAACUUCACCGAGUGGAUGGUCGAGAUGAACCGCCUCCUCACCGAGACUCCAGGCGUGCGCUACGUGGGGCUGGUCAACCACGCGCAACUGGCCAAGGAGUACUCGUACGCUGGCUUCUACCUGUACCCGACGACGUUCUCCGAGACGAGCUGCAUCUCACUCAUGAAGGCUAUGGCGAACGGCGCCAUCCCCAUCACCAGUCGCUUCCCUGCCUCGGCGCUGCCUGAGACCGUCGACGAGUUCGAUCUCGGUCCACGAGCCCUACAACAGAAAACAAUCGUUGACGAUCCAGAGUGGCUGGAGCUCUGGAUACAAAGCAUCGUCGAGGCCGUGCGCGACGAGCAACAAGCGGCCACGGUGCGGCACCGGAUGAAGCGGUUCGCGCGCAAGAAGUAUCGCUGGGAACACAUCGCACUGCAGUGGCAUCGAGUGAUAUCCAGGCCACGGUUUCCGUGA